Messenger RNA from Pyricularia pennisetigena, 1160 nucleotides. RefSeq lists its product as uncharacterized. Gene Ontology annotation, cellular component: mitochondrion; cytoplasm. The coding region runs from base 72 to 1160 and encodes 362 amino acids. The transcript is spliced from 3 exons. The record is from RefSeq and is a predicted model, not a curated record. Lineage: Eukaryota; Fungi; Ascomycota; Sordariomycetes; Magnaporthales; Pyriculariaceae.
GUUCAAGGUACAGCAAGCUGCAUGCACUAUCAACUACCCUCGUCUAUCCUGGUCGUUGGCUUUUAAGUCGGAUGCUUGUGUGUACCAGGCUCGUCGGACCGCUCAGGCGUCUUCCACUACGUAUAUCUCUGGUUUCUAAGCCUGUUCAUUGCUCUACCCACUUGCUUCAACAAGCGUCGAUUCGCUGUGGUCUUGCACUGGUGCCAACUCAAAGGCGGAUCUUCACCCAACCGUCAAACAGCAUGGAUCUCAAAUCCUCUUCUUUUACCAAUGCCGUGGUGUCAGCCAUGAGAUCAUUGUAUCCCGAGGAACUCGCAGAUAGAGCUUGGGACAACGUUGGUCUGCUGUUGGAAAACACCGAAGAUGCUGGAUCAGCACCUGUGGUUCUCUUGACCAACGAUGUGACUGCUGCUGUUGUAGACGAGGCUAUUGCCAAGAAUGCUUCAGUUAUCAUCAGCUAUCACCCGCCAAUUUUUAGAGGGCUCAAGUCAAUCACCCUUAAAGACCCUCAACAACAGCUCCUCCUUCAGCUUGUCAAGCAUAACAUUGCUGUCUAUAGCCCCCAUACAGCCGUGGACGCCACGCCAGGGGGUCUCAACGAUUGGUUGGCAGAUCUGGUUUCGGCCGCUGCAAGUGACUUCCCUCAGGUCAAGGUUGAACGCACAAAUGCCAAGCCUGUGACGUCGGCAAUCCCUGCAGGGUUCGAGGGUGCUGGAUACGGGCGCGUGUGCAAGUUCAGUGAACCCGUCCCCUGGCACAGGGUGGUGAACGCAGUGGCACAAAAGCUGGGCCAGAGAUACGUCUCUCUUGCGACACCGCGUGGUUUCCCCAAGGGCACGCCGCGAGGCGACCACGCCAGCACCCCGAGUGUGACAUCGGUAGCUGUCUGCGCGGGAUCAGGGGCGGAUGUUCUCGCCGGCUGCGGAGCCGACAUGCUGAUCACUGGCGAAAUGAGCCAUCACGCAGCCCUGCACGCGACGAUGCGAGGGCAGAUAGUUAUGACGGUGUUCCACAGCAACUCGGAGAGGAGGUUUCUGCGCGAUGUGAUGCAAGGCAAGCUUUCCGAGGCGAUAAAAGCACACUUCUCGCAAGAUGCAAGUGUGCUUGUGAGCGAAGCAGACAGCGAUCCGUUUGAGGUCUGGGACCUCAACAGCGUAUAA